ACUGUCAUUUCAUUGUUGUUUUAUAUCUGUUGUUUGUGCUGUGUUUGGUAUGCUGCUGUGCAUGGAAGUUCCGUGCGUGCACGCCAGCUGUAAUUAAUUUUGUCAAGUACAAAUUCCAACUGCACACAUAAAAUCAUGAAUAAUAUUCCCAUGAUUCAUUGCCGUCCUUUUGUAAAGGUCGAAGGUCGUGGGUACGUUGAGACAUGGCCAUUUCUUUGUCAUCGCUGUGUCGGCCAUUUCAUUCACUGCGGUGAUCCUGUUGAGAUCGGACAAGUGUCGAAAUUGCAGCCAUUUUGUGGGAGGAAAACCACCCGGUGAGAAAACGGUGUGUCACAUCAAGUGAUCGGAGUCAAAUUGACCCCGUCUUUGUUCCCCAGUGGUCAGUCAGUGUGGCCUUUAUCUGGCCACAAAUUUUGCGUGUUCGACCAGGCUUUAGCGUUAGACUAUCGCUGGGUUGGGCACUUGGUCAGUGCAGGAUCUACUGGGAGCAAAUUGUGUUGUCUUUAUUUGGUGGCCAGCUUGCAAAUCACUGCCAGUGCCACUUGUAUUUGUAAGUUGUAUCAGUGCCACCGUAGGUUAACAAUCACAAUGGGGCUGAGUUGCUGUGUUCCUGGUUGCAACCACAAAAAUGGCAGAGAGCUCUGUAGUUUGUACAACUUCCCAAAUGAGAAUGAUGGACCGGACUGGAAACAGUGGUAUGAUUUGUGGUGUGAGCGCAUUGGCAAAUCACAGAAGGAUGGAAGUGGACAUGGCUGGUUGCCUACAACUUGGAGUCGUGUGUGUAGCUGUCACUUUAAGGAGGAGGAGCGCUGGAAACCGAGAACACGUCAGCCAGGGCUAAAAUUCCGGGCACCUGUGUACUUCCCAUUUAUGAGUGGUGCUUCAGAGAGUCACACAAAAUCUGAGCCAAUGAAUAAAACUCCACUUCUAGCCGGCCUGAGGGUUGACACUGGGAUGAAGAGCAGCCUACUGGCUGGACUCAAUGUGAAAAUAGUUCCGUCUGACAAGUCAUCUGAAACAUUGACUAAGGAUUCCAAAGCAGAGAGCACAGCACUAAGCACUUCAGUAGGUAAUGGUCAAGUGACUGAUGUGGACAUGAUGAGGGAUGCAAGAAAGGAUGGCACCAAAAGGGAGAGUCGUGACUCUGGCGAAACAAGUGCGAAAAAGAGCAAGAUGGAAGACGGUGACGAUGACGUUGAGAUGAUUGAAGAUGAGGAUGAGGACAGCAAAUACAAGAGGAGCUCUGCCCAGAGCACAGCCAAGACCAAAAAUGAGGAGAAUGAUGUCCAGAUGAUUGAGGAGGACCGAAACUCAGUUAAACAAAAAACCCCAAAUAAGGAGAGAGGAAGUAGGCCGUCCGGCGAACGGCUCCUCAAAGCUUUGACACAACCCAACUCACCAGCCCUGCAGAUCAUCCACUCGUCCUCUGCCAGCAACAGUCCAGUGCCCAUGAACAUGAGCAGUGGCCAGUCCUCUGGCAGUAACGCCAGUGCCUACAGCUCUCUUGUCCAGAUGAAUGCCAAAUCCCAGAUACCAGGUAACACGGUGCUGCCAAUGUCCAACCGCACAGUCGCACCCCAAAGCAAGUACGCUGAACUCCUGGCAGUCAUCGAAGACAUGGGUCGGGAUAUCAGGCCCACAUACUCUGGCAGUAGAACAGCCACUGAACGACUGAAGAGGGGUAUUGUUCACGCCAGAGCCCUGGUUAGGGAGUGUUUAGCUGAAACGGAGCGCAGUGCCCGGUCAUGAUAGCAGCCCACAUUGUCUCCCCUGAACUGUAAUAUAAUGUUGAGUUUUUAAUGCCUAACUGAACCCAGAUCUGUCGGCCCAUUCAACGUUCACAAAAAGAGUGGGACAUAAUCAUCACUGAACCAUGGCCCUUCGAAACCUGCUGGGUCGCCUGGGAUGGUUAAAUACAUGUACAUCUGAAGGGUAUACAGUAAGGCUUAGUAUACGGUUAUAAGUGCUGCAACAGGUCGCUUUGAUGACUGAUGGAGUUUAACCACUUCGCGCCGCUGGCAGUUAUCACUGUGGAUGAUGCUGUGAUGGGAGAAUUUUUUUUUUUUUCAAAAUUCUUUAAAAAUUCAUAUCUUCAUUUAGUGGACACUUACACCCACAUGAAGGACU
Messenger RNA from Acanthaster planci (crown-of-thorns starfish), 2127 nucleotides. RefSeq lists its product as uncharacterized. The record is from RefSeq and is a predicted model, not a curated record. Lineage: Eukaryota; Metazoa; Echinodermata; Asteroidea; Valvatida; Acanthasteridae. Gene Ontology annotation, cellular component: cytoplasm; nucleus.